Molecule: messenger RNA, 1085 nt
Organism: Aspergillus saccharolyticus JOP 1030-1
Lineage: Eukaryota; Fungi; Ascomycota; Eurotiomycetes; Eurotiales; Aspergillaceae
Exons: 2
Coding region: 1-984 (327 amino acids)
Biological process (GO): retrograde vesicle-mediated transport, Golgi to endoplasmic reticulum
Source: RefSeq, a predicted model, not a curated record
AUGUCCUCUCCGGCUGAGGAGUCCCCUGCUCAACGAGCAGCUCGUCUGCGUCGCGAGCGCCGCGAGGCCAAGAUCAAGGAAGGGGGAGCAGCUCGCCUCGAGAAGAUCACCAGCUUGAGCGGACGAGCCCCCGCCAGCCUUCGCGAAGAUACCUCUCCAUCUCCUAGCCCGCAACCCGAAUUCCAAUCACAACAUGCAGCACCACCAGCACCCCCGUUCCCUACUACCGCCCCAACUCCCGCACAACCACAAACCCACCCCGGAACGAUCCCUGACCAAGCUCACGCAGAACAACCCGACCUCGACCCGGAGACCCGACAAGCCCAACAAGAACUCUUCCGCGCCCUCCUCCGCCAGCCGGCACCCUCGCCGGGCCCGCAACAACCGCAGGGACCCGGUGGCGGCGCUGCGCCCAACCCCGCCGCUGAUCUCCUCGGGCUGGACGCCCAGGACCCGACCCUGAAGCUCCUCAAUUCCCUCAUGGCCUCCAGCGCCGGCGGCGGCAGCGGCAGCGGCAACCCGCUCGAGAACAUCAACCUGGCGGAUUUCGGCCUCGGCGGCGACGGCAAGGAGUCCGCCACGGAUCUGCUGACCAACUUCGGCGUGCCGCCGUUCCUGGCCGGGUUGAUCGGCGACGCGAUGCGCCCGAAGACCGAGGCCGAGAAGCGCGAGAUCGCGGUCUGGAAGGUCGUGCAUAUGGUCUUCGCCGUGCUCGCCGGCAUCUACCUGCUGUUCGUGCUGGGAUCGGCGGUGGGCGUGUACGGGCGGGCGCCGCCGGCACCGGCCACGGCGCAGGAUCCGUUCACGGUGUUCAUGACCGGGGAGGUGGUGUUGAGUGGGGCGCGGGCGCUGCUGCGGUCGAGGGACAAGGGGUUCGGACUCGGGAUGGCGGUGCAGUUGGUUCGGGAUGUCAUUCGGGAUGGGAGCUUGGUGGUGUUUCUGUUUGGGAUGGCUUCGUGGUGGCUUGGGGAGAGAUUGGUCUGAACGGACUAUCUAUAGCGUUCUUUUUCUGUUGUUUUUACGAAGAUUCUUAGAUGAGACGUCGAGGAUGGUGGUAUAUUGUCAAUAUUCAUUCAUUCAUGAAC